Molecule: messenger RNA, 764 nt
Organism: Serpula lacrymans var. lacrymans S7.9
Lineage: Eukaryota; Fungi; Basidiomycota; Agaricomycetes; Boletales; Serpulaceae
Exons: 1
Source: RefSeq, a predicted model, not a curated record
GGUACGUUUUAAUCCGUGGAUUUUUUUUUCACAGGAUGAGUUUGGCCUCACCAACUGCGGGCGGGCAAGUCUGGUGCUCCGAGUCUGGGUAAUAAUUACACUAGGUACGGCCGCUAUUACAACACUUUUUUUUAAAACUACCUCUGCCACGAUUUUUUCUCCACAACGUGACAAACUGGUGUCGACCUCUGGCAGCGUGACUGGCGGUCAACUCUCUCCAAACUUUCCCGGAAUAUGCUUGCGGACAUUGUCAAUCUGCAAGCUAGCUGAAUUGGAUCGAUCAUCGAACUAUCCCCACAGAUCAACUUGAAGCCCAGGCCAAUAUCCAAGUUACAAUCCUAGCAGAAUCAAAAACCCCUCUAUUACGCUGCAUUUUGUGUCAAUUGCCAGCGGCCUAAUCAAAACGCCCUCUCGCAUUCAAGACAUGCUGCAAUAUCAUGUGCUUUGAACACCCUGAUGGGUGACGAGACGUAUCAAGAUUCUAGCAAUGCGCACGAGGUAUUAGCCGGCCUUUGAUUCGGUCCACCAUCAUUGUCCAGGAAAUAUACCAUGGAAUCUGGAUCACUGGCACGACCAAUCACCCUGCCUAGUCUCUCAUCAAAGCUCUACAGUCCACCCCCCCUGAAUCGAGCCUAGAAGAAGACUGAGAACGGCAUGACGAGGACUACCACACCGCCGCCAUCUGAAGCUUAUCAUCCCAAGUCCGAGCCAGUCGCCUCUAGGCAGCUAUACACAAUACACAGUCUUUACGUAGUCAUUGGCUU